AUGACAAAAGGUAUUGAUGCCGUCACAGAAAAACAAGUAGAUGCUUUCUGUCGUCAAUGGAUGUUCGCCACCAUGACCAAGGAUUUGAUGCUUACUGUUCUCAAGAAAGGAAAAACCGCAAAGGAGAUUUGGGAUCACCUGAAGACUCUUUUUCAAGACAACAAAGGCAGCCGUGCUGCACAUCUCGAAAGUAAGUUUGUGAAUCUUAAAUUCUCUGAUUGUGCUAGUGUUGAUGAUUAUUGUGACAAACUAAAAUCACUGUCCGAUCGCUUGAGUGACCUUGAUUUUCCAAUGAACGACAAACGUCUUGUGAUCCAAUUGGUUAACGGUCUUCCGGAGGAAUACAACAUUGUCGCUUCAUUCAUACAACAGUCCAUGCCUACCUUUGAUGCUGCUCGAUCUCAACUCCGUACUGAAGAAAUCCGACGAGCACAACAUUCAAUCACAGCAUCUCCAACUGCCCUAGCUGCGGCUUCUUCUCCAACGAACAAGACCAGCUCUCGUUCUUACUCGCACUCCAGCAAGCGCAGCCCAAAGGCCCAUUCUGGUGACAGACGAUCUGGGCCUAACCCAAGUAUGUCUUCUAUUGUAACGAUUUUUUGGGCACUAGCCCAUUUUGGUGGGGGACUACCCAAGUGA
This is a messenger RNA of Papaver somniferum (opium poppy), 639 nucleotides long. RefSeq lists its product as uncharacterized. The transcript has 2 exons. The record is from RefSeq and is a predicted model, not a curated record. Bases 1 to 639 code for a protein of 212 amino acids. NCBI's taxonomy places the organism in Eukaryota, Viridiplantae, Streptophyta, Magnoliopsida, Ranunculales, Papaveraceae.